CGGAAUGGCAAUGCCAGAUUUGCUCCUCAACUGAUUUGUUUGCAGUAAAAAUUUGUUAGGACGCGUUACACCUGCCGCACAUGGAUACGAAGUCCAAUGAUGACUCUGGUGGCAGCGACUCUCUGGACAAAUCAAUGCAGAGGAAGUGUGUAAUGGUUGAGACAACCGGCGCAACGUCGGAGCCCGCCGCGGAGGCAGAUGACUGCAGCAGGGAAUCCGCUGCACUGCGAGAGUCGCCACCAGGUGAACCAAAGACUGAUGCGUCCGGCGCUGGGACAAGCAUUGGUGAAAGUUCAACGGCGCACAAAGGCAUUAACACAACAGCAGCAAGUGCUGCGUUCGAGUCGAAAGUUAAACUCAUUUCCCAAAACCUCAAAGAGACAACGCUCGCUGAGACGGAGACGGAGGCGUCAACGUCAAACUCAUCGACCGACAUCGCUGACUGUGUGACAGAUGAUGUUGUCGAAACGUUGCAGCAACAUAGAACAGAUAGCUGCGACCAUCGUGUGAAAAAGGUGCGAUUCCAUCCAGACGUCAAAGAAAAUGAUGGCGGCAAUCGUGUGAAAAAGAAAAGGCGCUCAGCGCGAACAAAUACCGCCAAUAAGAUAAAUAUGAGCUGUGAUGGCAUGGAUAUGGACGAUGAGGAUGAAUGCGACGAUGACGCUGAGCCAGAGGAGGACGAGGAGGAGGAGGAAUUCAAUUUGGCCAAAACAAUUGCCGAAGCGGAGGACUACUUAAAGCAGCAUCCGCUGACAUUUGUGAGGCGUGUCGAACAAAAUGGCGAGCGGUUGCGUGAUGGCCUGCUAAACAUCGAGGAUAUGCCGCAGCUGGUGGAACGCGAGGUGAAAGCAGAGAAGAACAACGAAGAUGAUUUCUAUAAAAAAUGUAAGCCAGAGAACGGCAUAGAGCGGGUAUUGGGCAAGGAGACAAAGGCGGGCAAGGUGGAAUUUCUGUUACGAUACGAGAACCAAGGCGGCCUCUUUUGGGAGUCGGAGGACUACAUCAGGCGCAUGUGUCCGACGCUCUUGAAAGCUUAUGAGAAAAACCGCGAGCGGAGGCAGCAGCGUCUAAUGCAUCACGUUGCCAAACGCCAGAGCCUGCGCCAGCGAUAUACGGAUUUCUAGUAACAUAAAUAUAUCUAUAUAUAUAGCUUUUAGGAUUUUAAUUAGGUUCCGCGAAGUAAUUGUAACAUUUUUGUAAUAUGGAGUAAAUGAUUUUCUUUUGUUGAACGAAACUGCCAAGUAUCUCGCCAUCAUGAAUUUGGAUAUAUCGAUAUCGAAGAUGCGCCAGCUAUCGAUUUAAUUUGUAGACCAAUUUCAUGCAAGCUCAUUAUUUGGGUAGAUAAAUCGAA
Molecule: messenger RNA, 1351 nt
Organism: Drosophila virilis
Lineage: Eukaryota; Metazoa; Arthropoda; Insecta; Diptera; Drosophilidae
Source: RefSeq, a predicted model, not a curated record